CACACCGCGUGUGUGUGAUGAAGAAAAAAACGUGAAAACAGAAGUAGAAUUGGUUGUCGGAUUGUUGAGUAAGACUUUUGCCAAACAACCCACCAUACAGGUCUCGUGUAAUCCAAUUGAAUGUCGUGACGGGAAAUCUCGGGUCACGCUGUUUGAUCUCAUUACCGGUUACCUUCACCCGAAAUGCCGUUUCACGUUGGUGGGUCUGUGUUGUUUUGAUCAAGGUUCUCCAUCUAUUCCAUAUGCAGUUCUUGUCUCCCUCCAUUUCGAUGGGUUUUCAAUUCUGAAGGACAAUUAGCUCAUUGUGUUUCCGAUGGAAGGAUGUUGUGAAUUUUUAUUAUUUCUGCCCUGAAUAGAAGGGCGAGGCCUCAUGUGUGUUUGGAAUCCUUUGCCGAGUCGGACUGCCAUUUGUUUAUUUAAAGAGUUGAUUUUUUUCUGCCAGCCAAGAUGCCCGGAAUUUGCCCUCGUUGCCAAAAGAAUGUUUACUUUGCCGAGGAGAAAAUGGCUUUGGGCAAAUCGUUCCACAAGAUGUGCUUCGCUUGCGCCAACUGCAAAAAGAUGUUGGACAGCACGAACGCGACCGAGCACGACGACGAGCUCUUCUGCAGGUCCUGUUACGGCAAGAAAUUUGGACCCAAAGGUUACGGUUACGGCGGCGGUGGAGCUGGAGUCCUAUCCAUGGAUGACGGAACCGGAUACAUUAACGGACCUCCAACAUCGAAUAUCCCGCAAUUGGCACAAGCUCACGUAGCCCCACUUCUGGCCAAUGGAGGAGUCAACGUCAAAAAGACGAACGGAAACGGAUACAGCAAAUUCGGCUCGAGGAUCGACUGUCGCCGAUGCGGCAAAGUGGUUUUUAUGGCGGAGAAAAUGAUGGGCGGAGGUUCCUGUUGGCACAAGAGUUGCUUUACCUGCCUGUCGUGCAACAAGCGACUCGAAUCGACGUCGCUGUGUGAACGCGAAGGCGAAAUUUACUGCAAAAGCUGUUAUGGCAAACAGUUUGGACCUAAAGGCUAUGGGUUCGGACUAGGAGCCGGAGUCUUGCAAAUGUCUGAAUAGCUAUUUUCCCUUUACUUCUUCUGGGGGUGGAACGGACGUGCAGAUUCGAAUGAGAAACUUUAAAGAACUGGUUCCAGUUUGAAAUACCCCCUUUUAUCAAAUCCCCCUCCCACCGAGACGUGGUACGGAAGGCCUCCCAAAUGGCUGACGACUUGUGUGUGUGUGUGUGUAUGUUGCAGACAAACAAAGGAAGAAGAAAAUGAUGAUCUAUCUAAAUAACCUAUUUUUUUUUCCUAACCGGUCCAUUCAUUGGCUAAGUAUAUCCGCCUCCCCUCUGUAAGUUCACUUUAUCAACGAGCAUUAUAUAAUUUUUUUUUUUAAAUUUCAAUCGAGUCGACAUCCGCAUAAACAUUCCCUCCGUUCCUGCUAAUCUUUUCUUUCGUGUGUUUUUGUUUAAACUUUUUGGUCUUUUUCCUCUGAUCCUUCGAUACGGUACCCAUCGCCAUGUUAUGUUAUCCCUUGAAAUCCCGAGGCAUUUCGUGUUCCUGUUUUUCUUUCUUUUUUUGAAUGACGCGCCGUUUUCAAAAAUGUUUCAAACCCUCCGAAUUUUCUCGACGCGUCAACUGACCUGAAUUUAUUUCACCUAUCCAUUCCACUUGCCCAAUUUGCCUUAAUCCGACUCUCGAAAUCAUCAAGUGUCUUAUUGAAACAUGAACAUGUGUGUAUCGGUGCCAAUAUACUAUUAUAAUUGCA
Messenger RNA from Daphnia pulicaria, 1752 nucleotides. Its product is annotated as cysteine and glycine-rich protein 1-like. Lineage: Eukaryota; Metazoa; Arthropoda; Branchiopoda; Diplostraca; Daphniidae. The transcript is spliced from 7 exons. Bases 448 to 1059 code for a protein of 203 amino acids. The record is from RefSeq and is a predicted model, not a curated record. Gene Ontology annotation, cellular component: Z disc; cytoplasm; nucleus. Gene Ontology annotation, biological process: muscle tissue development; sarcomere organization. Gene Ontology annotation, molecular function: structural constituent of muscle; actinin binding.